Messenger RNA from Hirundo rustica (Barn swallow), 988 nucleotides. RefSeq names its product claudin 19 (gene CLDN19). The transcript is spliced from 5 exons. Gene Ontology annotation, molecular function: structural molecule activity. Lineage: Eukaryota; Metazoa; Chordata; Aves; Passeriformes; Hirundinidae. Gene Ontology annotation, cellular component: plasma membrane; bicellular tight junction. Bases 1 to 675 code for a protein of 224 amino acids. The record is from RefSeq and is a predicted model, not a curated record. Gene Ontology annotation, biological process: cell adhesion; bicellular tight junction assembly.
AUGGGCGGCGGGGCUCGGGAGCUGGCCGGGUACCUGGCGGCUCUGGCCGGCUGGAUGGCGGCGCUGGCGGCCGCCGUGCUGCCGCACUGGAGGCAGAGCUCGUACGCCGGGGACGCCAUCAUCACGGCCGUGGGGCUCCACGAGGGGCUGUGGAUGAGCUGCGCCGCGCAGAGCACAGGGCAGGUCCAGUGCCGCCUGCACGACUCGCUGCUGUCCCUCGAAGUUCACAUCCAGACAUGCCGGGCUCUCAUGGUCAUUUCUCUCCUCCUGGGCUUCUUUGGCAUCAUCGUGAGCGUGGUGGGCAUGAAGUGCACUAAAGUUGGGGAGGAGGAUCCUGUCACCAAGAGCCGCAUAGCUGUUGCUGGAGGUGUCUUCUUCGUUCUCUCUGGUCUGUGCACGCUGGCUGCCGUGUCGUUGUAUGCAACACAGGUGACCUAUGAGUUCUUCAGAGAGAGCACCAUCCCCAUCAACGCUAGGUACGAAUUUGGCUCUGCUCUCUUCGUGGGCUGGGGGGCCGCCAGCCUCUCCAUGCUGGGGGGGUCCCUCCUGUGCUGCUCCUGGCCUGCCAAGGAGCGCCGAGGACAGCAGUACCUUCGGCAGCCACAGCUCUCCACGGCCAGGGACCCCCCCGUAAAACUGUGUCCUGCACCCCUCAGGGGAGAGCAGUGCUUGUAGGCUGGCAUCACCCAUCAGGUGCUGCACCCAGAUUUUGGGGUUCCCCUCGAAAAACACCAACCAAAAGCCACUGCAGCGAGGAUUGAAAAUGAACCUUGUGCCUUAAAACAAACAAACAAACCUAAAAAGGCCUUUUUAUAUUUCAGUAUAAAGAUGGGGUUUUUUUUCUAUUAAUAUGAAUUCCAUUAACUUUUCCAUGGGACGGGUGGGGAUUUUUUUAAAUGCCUUUUUUCUUUUUUUCUUUUUUGUUUUUUUUUCUUUUUGUACUAAAAAUUGUGACUCGGUGGUAUUAAAAUAUUUUCAAUCACGGGCA